Impatiens glandulifera is the source of this 1433-nucleotide messenger RNA. RefSeq lists its product as uncharacterized. Gene Ontology annotation, molecular function: protein binding. The record is from RefSeq and is a predicted model, not a curated record. Lineage: Eukaryota; Viridiplantae; Streptophyta; Magnoliopsida; Ericales; Balsaminaceae. Bases 1 to 1275 code for a protein of 424 amino acids. The transcript has a single exon.
AUGGGGAUUUCAUUUGUUUCAUUUUUCUUCAUCAUCUUCUUCUUCUUGCUUACUAUCUUCUCUCCGGCGGUAGUUGUUCAUGCAACCAGAGACCUUACAUACGGCGGCCAUGGCGGCAGAGAUUUACUUCAAUCUUCAUCCCCACCGUACUAUUCCGGGUUCGAAAGCAAACGACUUGAACUUGUUUACCCGGUUAUCCAAAGGUUCAAGGAAAGAAUCAAAUACGACCCGAAAGGUAUAACCAAGACAUGGGUCGGGUACGACAUUUGCGGGAAAUACAAAGGAUUCAUCUGCGAUAUAGUCCCCGAUUACAAAGAAAAAGCACUCUCCGGCGUCAAAUUCAACGAUUUCAACUUCGACGGACCAUACCUUAAACUCGACGGGUUCAUUGAAGAACUACCCGACAUCGCUUUCUUCCACGCCAAUUCAAACAACUUCACCGGAACCGUACCGGAAAAAGUCACCGAACUCCGAUUCUUCUUCGAACUCGACCUGAGUAACAACAAACUCUCCGGCAAAUUCCCUGAGAAACUCCUCUCUGCAAAGAACUUAACCAUAUUAGAUCUCAGGUACAACUCUUUUACCGGGUCGGUUCCAAACAGAGCUUUCAAUUUGGAUCUUGAUCUUCUUUUUAUCAACAAUAACGGGUUUGCCCAAAAAGUUCCCGAAAACUUAUGGUCGACCCGAGCAGUGUAUCUCACCUUAGCAAACAACGGGUUCUCGGGUGAAAUCCCAACUAAAGUGGGUUCUGCCCGUGACCGUCUCCGGGAAGUUCUGUUCUUGAACAACAAUCUAGAAGGUUGUCUGCCGAUUCAGAUGGGUACCCUGAAAAAAGCUCGAGUCUUUGGCGUGGGUCGUAAUAAACUGACCGGGCCUAUACCGUACUCAUUUGGGUGUUUGAAGAAAAUACAGAAUUUGAACUUUCGGGGUAAUGAAUUAUAUGGGGCGAUACCGGAAGUGGUUUGUAAACUGAAAAGCCUAAGAAAUGCGACGUUGACGGGGAACUAUUUUACGGAAGUGGGUCCGAUUUGUAAGAGUUUGAUCGAGAGGAAGAUUUUACAUGUGGAUAAUAAUUGUAUUUAUGGGUUACCAAACCAAAGAUCAUCGGAGGAAUGUCACAAGUUUUUUUCUAAACCGCCGAAAAAGUGUCCUAAGGACUUUGAUCAGUAUUGGAUGCCGUGUAGCAACGAUACGCAUUACACCGCUCCGACGAGCCCACCGCCGCCGGCGCCGACUCCCAAGACUUACCAUGCAUUAAAUCCUCGUAACCUCUAAACUUAAUUAUUAUGGAUUUGGUUAUACUUAUGGAGUGAUCAAAGGCCCAAAUGUGUAGUGAAUGGGUCCAAUAAAUGUAAUAGCUAUUUUUGUUGUUAUUAUUAUUAUCAUACUAUUUAAUGUAUUAUAUUGCAUUGCAUUGUGUUACUUUACUUUGU